AUGAAGAAAAUCAGUGUGGUGAACCUUGACACACUUUUAGAUAACUUCUCAGAGAUAGAAAAGAAAAUAUCAGAAAUUAAUGAAGCAAAUAACCUAAUGGUUCUGCAGCUGGAAAAAUGUAACAGGUUGCUAACACUAAGCCAAUCAAAGGAGGAAUCAACAAAAGAAGAAUGUACUACUCUACAGAAUGUGAUAAAGGGUCUAACACAAACCAUCGAAAACCAGUGUAAUGUGAAAGAUGAAAAUGAUAGAUUGAAGGCUACCAUUCACAUCUUGGAAGAGAAAUUAAAGGCUUGUGAACAGGAAUAUAAAGAUCAGAUUGAGAAAUGUAUGACAGAAAUUAAACACAAGGAGGAAGAACACAAGUUAGAAGUAACACGGCUGAAUUGUGAUACAAGACAAAAACUUGAAGUAAAAGAACUCGAGUAUAGAGAACAGAGAGAGAGAAAAGAACUGGAAAUAUUAGAGCUAACUAGACAGUUGAAAAUUCAAAAUGAAGAGAAGCAGAAUGAAAUAAUUAAACUGCAGAUAGAGUUCAAUGCUAAAUUAGCAAGAGUUCAGAACAAAACAACAAAAUCGUUUUCAGAUGCUUCUGUCUUGCCACAAAGUAUCUAUCGAAGGAAGCUGCAGCACCUCCAGGAGGAGAAGAACAAGGAAAUUGAUAGUCUGAGAAAGACCAUAAGAGACUUAGAGCAACGUCUCAAUAAAGGCCAAGACCUGCACUGCAAGCGGAAGCGAUUCUGA
Merops nubicus (carmine bee-eater) is the source of this 744-nucleotide messenger RNA. RefSeq names its product coiled-coil domain containing 152 (gene CCDC152). The record is from RefSeq and is a predicted model, not a curated record. NCBI's taxonomy places the organism in Eukaryota, Metazoa, Chordata, Aves, Coraciiformes, Meropidae. The transcript has 8 exons. Bases 1 to 744 code for a protein of 247 amino acids.